Messenger RNA from Drosophila sulfurigaster albostrigata, 1041 nucleotides. Its product is annotated as craniofacial development protein 2-like. NCBI's taxonomy places the organism in Eukaryota, Metazoa, Arthropoda, Insecta, Diptera, Drosophilidae. Gene Ontology annotation, molecular function: catalytic activity. Bases 1 to 1041 code for a protein of 346 amino acids. The transcript has 2 exons. The record is from RefSeq and is a predicted model, not a curated record.
AUGAAAAAGGGCUACGAUUUAAGGAUAUGCACCUGGAAUGUCCGAACCCUUAAUUGGGAAGGUGCCUCUAUCCAACUGGCGGAUGCCCUCGAGAAAUUAAAGGCUGACAUUACCGCCAUCCAGGAAAUGAGAUGGACAGGACAAGGUUGCUCCAAGCGAGCAAACUGCGAUAUUUACUACAGCUGCCAUGCGGAGAGGCGCGAAUUUGGAUGCGGAUUUGUAGUAAGCCGGAGACUUCGCCACCACGUCUCCAAUUUCACCCCAGUGAGUGAACGGCUGGCUACAAUCCGCGUCAAAGCUAGAUUUUUCAAUCUUAGCAUAAUUUGCGCGCACGCCCCGACGGAGGAGAAGGACGAUGCCGCUAAGGAUGCAUUCUACGCGAGACUCGAGGACACAUACGACCGCUGCCCAAACCACGACGUGAAGAUCAUCCUCGGGGACUUCAACGCAAGGCUGAUUGACUUCGCCGCGGCGCGAAACAUGGUAGUGAGUAGCACCAGAUUUCGGCACCUCGACAUCCACAAGGCCACAUGGCUGUCCCCUGAUCAAAAAACGCGCAACCAGAUUGAUCAUGUUGUGAUAGACGGAAGGCAUGCCUCAAGCGUGAUGGACGUGCGUACGUUUCGUGGAGUCAACAUAGACUCGGACCACUAUCUUGUCGCAGCCAAGAUACGCAUGCGGCUAUGCCGAGCGAAAAACGUACGCCCCAUCACGCAACGAAAGCUUGACGUCACUAGGCUGCGAUCACAACGGACAGCAACAGCCUACUCCACUCACCUCUCGGAACUGCUCUACCAACCAACCCCUCUUCCUGUUGACGCCGGCGGACUCUGGGCGCACAUAUCCCACUCCAUGCGAGCUGCCGCUAAAACAGCCAUUGGGUUCAAGCGCCCACCCACACGGAACCAAUGGUAUGACGAGGAGUGUCGCGUCGCAGCUGCGGCAAAAAACGCCGCCUACAGAAGAACGCUGCAGUCUGGCGCAACGCGAGCUACGUGUGAACGUUACAGGGAGAAAAGGAAGGAGAGAGGCGGCUUUUAG